UGAAGAAGGAGACCAUAUCAUAUCGACUAUGAAGAGAACAAUGGUAGUGGUGGACAGCAAGAGCAAUACUUAAGUGAAAAAACUGUUUUUGUGAUAUCUGAUUUCUAAUUCCUAUAUUUGAAGUUUAGUUUUAGUGACAUGUUUUGCUUAAAGAAAGGAAGCGGAAAGAAAGAUGAAUAAAAAAAUUUAGAGCGUCUAAUUGAUUAUUUCAAUUAAAAAACAACGUCCUCUAAUUGAAGAGCGCGCAGCACAAGCAUCGGAGUAGGACUUGGAGAAAGAGCGAAACAGAGCGAUGAAAAUGUUGCGAUUACUCACUCUUCAACCAUCUUCUUUACUUUUCAAAUUCAAUUUCAACAUGAGUACUCUUGUAAACACGCAGGCGUUCUCCUCCGCCGCGUCACCGCCGUCAAAGGCGAUCGUGUACGAGGCGCAUGGCCAACCUGACGAGGUCACCAAACUGGUGAACAUUCCGGGUGCGGAAUUGAAAGAGAAUGAUGUGUGCGUCAAGAUGCUGGCUGCUCCGAUUAACCCUUCCGACAUUAAUAGGAUACAAGGUGUAUAUCCCGUGAGGCCAGAACCACCUGCUGUUGGUGGUUACGAAGGCGUUGGAGAGGUUUACUCCGUUGGCUCCGCCGUAACGUCUUUCUCUCCAGGCGAUUGGGCUAUUCCCUCUCCACCUUCUUUUGGGACAUGGCAGACAUACAUUGUGAAGGAUCAAAAUGUGUGGCACAAGGUAAACAAGGGUGUGCCUAUGGAAUAUGCUGCUACAAUUACUGUUAAUCCUCUCACUGCUCUUCUCAUGCUUGAAGAAUGCAUUACUUUGAACUCAGGAGAUGCUAUUGUACAAAAUGGGGCAACCAGCAUGGUUGGCCAGUGUGUCAUUCAGCUUGCAAAAUCUCGUGGUAUUCACAGCAUUAAUAUUAUACGGGACAGUCCUGGGGUUGAUGAAGUUAAAGAAAGACUUAAAGAUUUGGGCGCAGAUGAAGUUUUCACUGAAAAUGAAUUGGAAGGGAAAAAUGUCAAGAGUCUUCUGGGUGGUAUACCUGAACCUGCACUGGGAUUUAACUGCGUUGGCGGCAAUUCUGCUUCUAUGGUUCUCAAAUUUUUAAGACAGAGAGGAACUAUGGUGACAUAUGGUGGAAUGUCUAAAAAACCUGUCACUGUAUCUACUUCAUCCUUCAUAUUUAAGGACCUUUCCUUGAGAGGUUUCUGGUUGCAAAAUUGGAUAAGCACAGAUAAAGCUGAAGAGAGCAGAAGAAUGAUAGACAGGCUUUUGGGUCUUGUACAAGAUGGAAAGUUAAAAUAUAAGAUGGAAUUGACUCCCUUUAACGAUUUCAAUACAGCAUUAGAUAAAGCUCUAGGAAAACUUGGUAGCCAGCCCAAGCAAGUUAUCAAAUUCUAAAUCGAAACGUGGGAUUGGAUUUAAGGCGUGUGGUUGAUAUUAAUUUUUGCGAGGAAGGAGUUCUGCAUUCUAUCUCGCUAUUAAGUACACACUUGUAGGAAUCUCGAGCGUACAGUUAGGAAUAACAAUUGAAUUCAUACUUGAUGGUUACUUCCGAAAAAUACUUAUGAUAGGAUAAUUACUUUAAGCUUCAUAGAGUUUCAUGAGUUGUUUUUUAAGUUUUCAUAUAUCUAGCCAACAUCUCAAGACUACAAAAAGCUUUAAUGUUAUAAAAGCAAUUGUUCACUUGUUUCAACAAAAAAAAGAAGCUAUUGUACACUUGUUUUGCUAAUAGGGUGAGAAUAGAGAACUCGUCAUUGUUGUGGUGUUCCACAAAUUUACACUAUAUAUAGGUUAAUAUCUUUUAA
Molecule: messenger RNA, 1809 nt
Organism: Vicia villosa (hairy vetch)
Lineage: Eukaryota; Viridiplantae; Streptophyta; Magnoliopsida; Fabales; Fabaceae
Product: enoyl-[acyl-carrier-protein] reductase, mitochondrial-like
Exons: 8
Coding region: 293-1402 (369 amino acids)
Biological process (GO): fatty acid metabolic process
Cellular component (GO): mitochondrion
Molecular function (GO): trans-2-enoyl-CoA reductase (NADPH) activity
Source: RefSeq, a predicted model, not a curated record